Messenger RNA from Hemibagrus wyckioides, 2519 nucleotides. RefSeq lists its product as uncharacterized. The record is from RefSeq and is a predicted model, not a curated record. Bases 473 to 1339 code for a protein of 288 amino acids. Gene Ontology annotation, molecular function: zinc ion binding. The transcript has a single exon. NCBI's taxonomy places the organism in Eukaryota, Metazoa, Chordata, Actinopteri, Siluriformes, Bagridae.
UCCCCAGUCAGACUGUUUUGGUCAUCAGUUUAUUUUAUAUCCACACUGCUCCAAGUAUCUUUCUUUCUUUCUGUUUCUCGUCAUUGCACAAAUAUGACUUUUAUUUCCUUCUGUUAGAGCACUCAUGCUUAUGGGUGUAGCUUAAAGCAGUGCUGGAACACAGCAGUGUCAGAAAGGAAUUUCCUUUUUAGUGUCAGGUUGCACUUUAUCCAUUUCCACGGUAAAACUGUGCUUUUUUUUUAACUUCAUACAUACCAUUUGAGUAGCUUGCUGACGUUUCAUACCCGUAAAACUGGUGAAACAACCUGUUCUAUAAACCACACCUCCUUACUUGUUUUCUGCAUACCUAUCCUCAUAAUCUCACACCCAAUCACACAAAAUAUAACCAGGAGGGUUCCUUUCCUUUUCCUUUUGCUCUUUAACUGACACUUGGACUGACGUAAAUAACACUUGAUGAACAUUUAAUGAUAAAAUGGCUGACAGAACUCUCAAAGACCUGGACCAUCUCAGCUGUCCUAUCUGUUUGGACCCACUUGAGAAUCCGGUAACAAUUCCAUGUGGACAUAACUACUGCAUGGAUUGCAUUGAGGAUUACUGGAAUGAGGACAAGCACUUGGAGUCCUAUAGCUGUCCUGAUUGCAGGGAGACCUUCACACAGAGGCCUGCUCUCAAUGAAAACACCAUGUUUGCUGAGGUGGUGGAGAAAUUAAAACGGGCAAGAUUGCAGGAUGCCUCACCUCGCAACCCUGGAUCUGCAAACAUGGACUGUAGGUUCUGCACUGGACGAAAAAGGCGAACUGUCACAUUCUGUUCGGAGUGUGUCAAGUCAUGCUGUGAGGCUCAUACGAUCAGGAACGACAAAGCCGACAGUGGAGAAAAACACAUUGUAGUAGUCAUUAACAGGGAGCCUCGAACGGAUAUCUGUCUCCGUCACAACAUCCCACUGGAGAUCUAUUGUCGAACCGACCGCCAGUUGAUCUGUUCUCUUUGCUUCGCUGAAAACCACAGAGAUCAUGAUGCGGUUUCAGUCGCGCCAAUAAGUACGGAAAGACAGGAGCAUAAAGGUUCUCAGCAUGGGAACAGGCACACAUCCCAUAAGCCUGGAAGGGGGAAACACAAAAGGAGCAGGCACGGUAGUGGACAUGGGGGUAGACACAGAAGCAGCUCCAGAAAGACCUUGCAUUUGAAAAGCAGUCAUGAAGUGAGUCAUCAUGAAAGUCAUGGGAGUAAUAUGAUCAGGCAUGGGCACACUCUGGGAGGUGGGCAUAUGAAGAAUAAACAUAGUCAUAGACAUGGAAGCUGGCACAGGAGCACCAGGCAUGAGAGAAGUCAUCAAUAAUAUUAAAAAGGACUCAUAGUUGGAGAACGGUGUGGAAUAUGGCAAGAUUAUACAUGGUCAGACACGGGGAAAGGAGGAAGCACACAAUAUAGUGGUUCCUUAUUUGAACUGCCGAUGCUUACCAUUUUCAUGCUGAAUUAUUUUUGAUUUCAUGCAUUUCUAGUAAGAUAUAUUGACCACCUCUACUAAUAUUGGAGACAACUUAUUUGUUUAGAAGUAUUGAGGAUUUUAUCAACCAAAAAAUACACAUGUAAUCUCCUGUAUAUUAUUUACUUUUUUUUUUGUUGCAAUUUUAUAUUUUUUUAAAGACGCGUUUGCAUCUUCUAAUGGCUUUCAAAUCCUAACGAGUGCUAGUUUUUGUACUUAUAAUCUAAGAAUGAUUUACACUCCAUCUACUAAAUCUGUUUAAGCAGUGAGGUCUGAUUACCUGAAAGAAUAUCUAAUAGUGCUAUGUAUAUAAUUUAUAUGAAAAUAUUAGUGAACAAAAAUGAAUGGGGGGAAAAAUGGGUUUAAGACAAUGUAGAAUAGUGUGUGUAAAAAUAUAGUAGAAUGCAAAACAAUAUUUUUUAAAAAGUUUUUUCACUGAUCAAAUUGAUAUUCAUCAUGAAUGAAUUCAAAUGAUACACACGUGAACUUUUAUUCCACUUGCUUCCUGUAAGCCUCCAGCUGUGUCCAUGUAUUUCAUGGUGAGUCUUUUCACACCCAUCUAUAGCCCUACGAAAGGUCAUUCAAUUUCCGUGUCGAGAUUUGUGAUUACUAUUUCCCUGAACCCAUUAACAUCGGACUACUUGAACGUAAAGGCUGUAUGAACCGAGUUUCAAAACAUUAGACACAUUAAUAAGGUGCAUUUAAAUAAACAGGCCCAUGCAUGCUUCUCAAAACAGGGUCUGAGGAACCUCAGGGUUCCUUACUGAAUAUACACUGUGUUGCUUCUUUAAAAAUCAUGCCUGGAUGAUCUUGGCUAGUAUCAAGGUUCUGGUUAAAAUGUAACAACCAGAGCUUAUUUGAGUGAUCGCUUGAAAUCCAGGAGUUUAAUGAGAAACUCGGGAAGUGAAAAAUAAUUCAUCUGAACAUUAAUCAAACCUGGAAACGCUGUUAAUAUAACAAACUUUAAUAUAUACACAGCUGGAGGACUAUGACAAGAUGACUGAAUGCUAAUUCUAAUAAAGUGAUAACUACU